AUGGCUUCCUCGACUGCCUCCGGGUGGACACAGCUUCGGCAACAAACCCGGUCACUUGAGACUCAGACCGAGAACCUCUUCCAUACGUAUUCACAAUUUGCUUCCAUCACCAAACCUCCACCAUCACCUACCGAAGAAGAGCUACGGCUCGAAUCACAAUUGAAGGACCUCCUCCAAAGACGCGAGUCUCUCAUCGCCCAAUUAUCCCGUCUCCUCGAUUCCGAAGCUACUCUCACAUCCUCCGCCGUGAAACAGAACAACGUCUCCCGCCACCGCGAAGUGCUGCAAGACCACCGCCGCGAGCUCCAACGUCUAGCUGCAGCUAUCUCCGAAUCGCGCGAUCGCGCAAACCUACUCUCCAAUGUCCGUUCAGAUAUUGACUCCUACCGCGCAUCAAACCCUGCCGCCGCUGAGGCGGAAUACAUGCUUGAAGAGCGAGGCCGAGUCGAGAACAGCCACAACAUGAUGGACGGUGUGCUAAGCCAGGCGUAUGCCAUCAAUGAGAACUUCGGGGUCCAGAGUGAGACCAUCGCUAACAUCAAUCGGCGUAUUGUCGGCGCCGCUGCCAACGUCCCUGGCAUGAACUAUCUAAUCGGCAAGAUUGGAAAUAAGAAGAGGCGAGAUGCUAUUAUACUCGGGUGUUUCAUUGGGUUUUGUUUCUUGAUGUUGCUGUUCUUCCGGUAA
Messenger RNA from Penicillium bovifimosum, 684 nucleotides. Its product is annotated as putative vesicle transport v-SNARE protein Gos1. The record is from RefSeq and is a predicted model, not a curated record. Gene Ontology annotation, molecular function: SNAP receptor activity. Gene Ontology annotation, biological process: endoplasmic reticulum to Golgi vesicle-mediated transport; vesicle fusion. The coding region runs from base 1 to 684 and encodes 227 amino acids. Gene Ontology annotation, cellular component: SNARE complex; Golgi medial cisterna; cis-Golgi network. Lineage: Eukaryota; Fungi; Ascomycota; Eurotiomycetes; Eurotiales; Aspergillaceae. The transcript is spliced from 3 exons.